UAAUUUUUAUUAUGAAUGCAAACGAUAUUUCAUUUUUUUUUAAUUAGUUUGAGGUUAGAAAAAUAAACAUGGUUAGAAAGAAAAUAGACAACAGAAUCCGAGUUUUAAUCGAAAAUGGGGUUAAACUUGGACAUAGGACAUUAUUCGUAAUUGUUGGGGAUAAAGGAAAAGAUCAAGUAGUUAUUUUACACCACAUGUUGGCAAAGGCAGAAGUUAAAGCCAGGCCAACGGUAUUAUGGUGUUAUAAGAAAGAACUUGGAUUUAGCAGUCAUAGAAAAAAGCGAAUGAAACAAAUUCAACAUAAAGUUCAAGCCGGAAAACUAAGUGUUAAUGAAGAUGAUCCAUUUGAAUUAUUCUUAGCUUCUACGAAAAUACGAUUCUGUUAUUAUUCGGAAACCCACAAAAUCCUCGGAAAUACAUACGGGAUGUGUGUUCUACAAGAUUUUGAAGCUCUAACUCCAAAUUUGCUAGCCAGAACUAUAGAAACUGUAGAAGGAGGCGGUUUAAUAGUUUUAUUACUAAGAUCUGUGAACUCUCUUAAACAAUUAUAUACUAUGAGCAUGGACGUACAUCAAAGAUUUAGAACAGAAGCCCACCAAGAUGUAGUUUGUAGAUUUAACGAAAGAUUUUUAUUGUCGUUAGCAUUUUGUAAACGUUCUUUGGUAGUUGAUGAUCAGCUUUCAGUUCUUCCGAUAUCGUCGCACAAUUUACAUGUCAAACCAGUAGAAAAUGUACAGGAACUUGAUGAAAACGUCACUGAACUCAAUGAUUUGAAAGAACAGUUAAGGGAUACGCAACCAGUGGGAAAUUUAGUAAAUCUUUGUAAAACUGUCGACCAGGCUAAAGCUCUACUCAAAUUUAUAGAAGCGAUUUCAGAAAAGACUCUCAGAUCUACUGUAUCACUAACUGCGUCAAGAGGAAGAGGCAAAUCUGCAGCUUUGGGAUUAGCAGUUUCUGCAGCAAUCGCUUUUGGAUACUCAAAUAUUUAUGUAACGAGUCCCAGUCCUGAGAAUUUGAAUACUUUCUUUGAGUUUGUUUUUAAAGGUUUCGACGCUUUGGAAUAUCAGGAACACAUCGACUAUGGUUUAAUGCAAAGUACUAAUCCAGAGUUCAAUAAAGCAGUUAUUAGGGUUAACGUAUUCAGAGAACAUCGACAAACUAUUCAGUAUAUACAUCCAACAGACAGUGGGAAACUAUCUCAAGCGGAAUUAUUAGUAAUAGAUGAAGCUGCAGCUAUACCUCUACCAUACGUUAAAUCCAUGCUAGGGCCUUACUUAGUUUUCUUAGCAUCAACAAUCAACGGUUACGAAGGAACCGGUAGAUCAUUAUCACUUAAACUAUUGAAUCAACUAAGGAUACAAGCAGCACCGAUAGGCGCCAACACAAACGCUGUAAAUAAGAAAGAUUCCGGUGCAGCUACAGGAAGAACAUUACACGAGGUUUCUUUGAACGAAUCGAUUCGUUAUAAACCAGGGGACGCAGUGGAAACUUGGCUGGUGAAAUUGUUAUGUCUAGAUUCCACGUCGGUUACACCGAUUUCAUCAGGUUGCCCCCCGCCGGAUAACUGUGAUUUGUAUUACAUAAAUCGUGAUACUCUGUUUUGUUACCACAAAGCUUCGGAAGAAUUUUUGCAAAGGAUAGUAGCCUUAUAUGUAGCGUCGCAUUAUAAAAAUACACCGAACGAUCUUCAAAUGAUGUCCGACGCACCUGCCCACCAUCUAUUUUGUCUAUUAGGCCCCAUAGAUCCAAAUAGAAGAACCCUACCGGAAGUGUUAGUGAUAAUUCAAGUUUGCUUGGAAGGUGAAAUUUCUAAAAAUAGUGUAUUGGAAGGGUUUUCUAGGGGUAAGAGAGCAUCCGGAGACUUGAUUCCAUGGACAAUAGGGCAGCAGUAUCAGGAUGCUGAUUUUCCUAAAUUGGCAGGUGCUAGGAUAGUGAGAAUAGCCACACAUCCGGAUUAUCAAGGGAUGGGAUACGGUGCAAGAGCUUUGGAUAUCCUUAAGAAAUAUUACGAAUUCAAAAUACCGAAUUUAGAGGAAGAAUCUGAGCUGCCGAAACAAGAAAUUGAUAAUGUAGUUGAUUCGGAAGUGGGUUUAUUAGAAGAAACUAUCGAACCGAGGAAAUCUUUACCACCUUUACUUUUUAAAUUGAAUGAAAGACCUCCGGAGAGAUUGGAUUAUAUCGGGGUAUCUUUUGGACUGACAGAACAGUUGUUGAAAUUUUGGAAGAAAGCUGGUUAUGUCCCUGUGUAUCUUCGACAAACUACGAACGAUUUAACUGGUGAACAUUCUUGUAUUAUGUUAAAUGUUUUGAAUACCGAGGAGAUACAAGAAGUGGAUUGGUUAGCUGCAUAUUGGACGGAUUUCCGUAGGAGAUUCGUUAAUUUGUUGGCUUAUCAGUUUAGUAAAUUUUCACCUAGUUUAGCUUUGGGGGUGCUGUCGAAUAAAAACAUCAAAUUGAAAACUAAAGAUUUAACUAAAAUGGAAUUGGAUAUUCACUUUAUGAAGUACGAUUUGAAAAGAUUGGAAAUGUACAGUAACAAUUUGGUCGAUUAUCAUCUUAUAAUGGAUUUAAUGCCUGCUUUAGCCAAACUGUAUUUUUUGAAUAAUUUGGGGGAUGUGCAAAUGUCAGCAGUUCAAUCGGCGAUUCUUCUAGGCCUCGGUUUACAACACAAAACAGUAGAUGAUUUAUCAAAAGAACUAGACUUACCUUCCAGUCAACUUUUGGGUCUUUUUAAUCGUUUAAUAAGACGUUGUAGUCAGUAUCUUACCGGCGCCGUCGAGGAAGAUAUAGAAAAACGAUUCUUACCCAUAAAGAACACCGGAGAAGUUAACAUGACACCGGUAGCUCAAAGUGUACAAGACGAACUCGAAGAAGCCGCUAAAGAAUUGAAGAAGAAACAAAAAAAGGAAUUGGAAAAGUUGAAGAACGAGAAUUUGGAGCAGUUCGCUAUCAAAGGUGGGGAAGAUGAAUGGGCGAAAAGUUUGACGGGCAAAGGAAAGAAAUCCAUCGUAACAAUCAAAAGUUCGUCAAUUUAAAUAGUUUUGACAUAUUUUAUUUAAUUCCAGCGGGGAGAAACGUGUACACGAAACUAAUAACGUAGAAGAAGAAUUAAACUUGAGUGUUAAAGUUAAGAAGAAGAAGACUAAAAAUAAAAAUAAAACAUUGUAAAUAAACAAUAUUUUCACUGAUUUAA
Molecule: messenger RNA, 3193 nt
Organism: Diorhabda carinulata
Lineage: Eukaryota; Metazoa; Arthropoda; Insecta; Coleoptera; Chrysomelidae
Product: RNA cytidine acetyltransferase
Exons: 11
Coding region: 69-3035 (988 amino acids)
Biological process (GO): rRNA acetylation involved in maturation of SSU-rRNA
Cellular component (GO): nucleolus; 90S preribosome
Molecular function (GO): ATP binding; tRNA binding; 18S rRNA cytidine N-acetyltransferase activity
Source: RefSeq, a predicted model, not a curated record